Linepithema humile (Argentine ant) is the source of this 2157-nucleotide messenger RNA. Lineage: Eukaryota; Metazoa; Arthropoda; Insecta; Hymenoptera; Formicidae. The record is from RefSeq and is a predicted model, not a curated record.
AUGAUCGAAUGCAUCGAUUCAUCGUAUCUCGGCAACGGUGAACGAUGUGAUAACGUGCAAACUAGAAGAAAGAUCGUAAACCCACGAAAGAAAAUGUCACCCGUCACUAGAGAUUACUUUUAUGCUGACAAUUAUUACGAUUACGCCGUUCAGCCUCGUUCUUUCAACAACUCCGCUCUUCCAGCGGCGCACUUUCACUGGAGCUCGCUGACUCGUAUCGUUCUGACGAUCCUGUUACGCGUCGGUUUCGUCCUUAUACAGAUCGGCAGUGUGCCGGUUAACAAUGUUAAUCUGAUACUCCUUCAAAAUGUGGUUGAUCUAUGUUGCGUCACCGUUAUGUACUUCCUAACGGGUUUUCUCGUCGCCUACAACGGCGAUAUAGCCGGUUUAAUCGGCGCAGGCCACUGGAUCGGUGAUCCAUCGAUCGACAAGAACGAAGCGAUUAUAGGCUGGCAGGCGAUAGUGAUUGCCUCGGCGAUUUACACCACCGCCGUCAUAGGCAGGAUGCAUGCUGCGGGGUAUCUGCUGGUCAAUAUUCUCAUAUCAGGUCUGAUACAACCGUUAAUCAUCCACUGGGCCUGGACUGCGGAGGGAUGGAUGGCAAAGAACGAAUUAGGCGGAAGAACGGUCGCUUUCAAGGAUUACGCGGGCGCGGGGGUGGUUCACGUCGUCGGAGGACUUUCCGGUUUGAUUGGAUGCAUCGUCCUUGGCAGAAGAAUGCUUAGAUUGAAAGACCUGGACGAUGCGAGUAUCACUGCUGGCUCCGCUGGAACUGUUUUCGGGGGUCUGCUAUUAGUCUUCACAGGGCUUCAAGGUUUAUUCAUGAAUAUGUACGAUCAUGACAAGUUCCGAAUGUUUACCUGGGAUCCGUCGCACGCGUACGUCAACAAUUUGCUGGCCGCCUCCUCUUGUACAUUGUUAGUCGUGGCUCUGCACUUCACAUUCAGCCGAGAAACCUUCAAUCAUUGGACAAUAAUGAGAUGCGUUCAGGGUACAAUUGCCGGUGUGGUGAUAGUGUCAGCUGCGGCGAACGAAUAUUCGCCGCAAACAGCUAUCAUCCUCGGUUGCCUGGGAGGUAUCGUGUUUUAUUUGGUCUCCAGACAGAUUUUUCGCAGCGCUCUAGAGGAUUAUUGCAACGUUAUAGCUAUACACCUUGUUUGCGCAAUUCUCGGGAGUAUUCUCGCCCCUAUCUGCGGCGCACGUACUGAUGAAGACACCGUGACAAUAUUAUUGAAUUUCUCUUGGCAAUUAAUUUGUCUGGUUGCAUUGCUGUCACUAGUCGGUAUAACAAUGCUGCUGAUCUUCAGAAUGCUGGAAUGUUGCAAUGUACUUCGCAACAAAUCGGAGUAUCUGAAUCAUUUACGAGCCAAUGCUGCCGUCGACAAAGGUCCACCAAGAUCGUUUCUGCAGAGACUUUUCUUUCCCGAUACUCGUUGCUUUUAUCUACAACCAGGAUCGACUUCUAGUACAGAACAUCAUUCAAAAAUUGGUCCCAGAUUUUGGGAAUAUCAAACGGAAAUAGAUAAACUUGAAGAAAGACCUACUGCUACGAAUAAAUUGGACACGAGUGUCAAAAUUGAAGACAAUCUUAGAAUUCAAGCGCCAGGAGAAAGAAUAAAAAAAGCGAGGCAAGUGCAUACUUUAUCCGCAAGUACACCUGUGUUGAUAGAGGACCAAGGUGGUACUGGUGAAUCAAUAAAUAACGAUCUUUCGGAAACUGGAAGAAAACAAUUUUUUGGAAGAGGAAUAAAAUGUAUUCUAGAUCCAAUCGAAGAAAUAGACGAAGAGGUUGCAAAAGAAUUUGAAGUCAAGGAAAGUAAUGCUCAUAAUAUUGAAAAUUAUAAUAUUGUCGAAGACAAAGAUUCAAUCCUUAUGGAAACUUUUAACAUGUCUGCGGAACUGAAAAACUUGAAUGAGUCGAAUUAUCAACUUCGGAGAACUGUAAAACUAACAAAUUUACAUCACGAAUUUAUCAAGGAAGAUUUGAAAACUAUAUUGGGACCAAAACGCAUGGAUUCUUCAUCCAGUGAUUCGUGUGAUGAAGACAUUAUUUUUAUGAAGACAUUAGGCUUGAACGAAUCUCUGAAAAAUAUUGCAACUAAUGAUUCUGUUACAGAAACUAUCCCCCAUGCUUCCUGCUGCCGCACGGAAAUUUGA